CCUCCCCUCCCUUCUCCCUCUUCUCUCUCUCUCUCACACACACAGUGAGAACUGACAGAGCAAGGACAGAAACCGAAAAGGAGAGUCAGAGGGACAUACAAAACAGAGAGACACCCAGAGAGAUAGAGGAGAGAGGCACAGGAGAGACUGCGAGACAAGCCAAAGUCCAAGAGAUUCAACAGAGGAAAACAGAGAGAAGAGAUACCUGCAAAGACAAGGGGAGCAGAAACAGAAAAAGUUCUGUGUCAGUGACGGAGCCUGAAAGAGACCAGAGAAGAGGGGAGACAGCUACAGAGUCAGAGAGUGGGGAGAACAUCCGGAGGGGGCAGGCACCCCAGAGGGAGGGUCUUCCAAGGGACAGCACCCAAGGCGACCCUGAGAUGGAGAACAGAGAGCAAGAGCCCCUUGAAGAUGGGGAUUUGGAGCCAGUAGGGUGACUCCUGUUCGGACGCUGAGAUCCUGCUACCGGCUGGUCCAGGAGUUGGGUGCUGGCACCUAUGGCCGUGUCUUCCUGGCCCAGCCCCGUCGAGGGGGUGAGCUGGUGUUCAUGGUGUGGGGGUCCUCCCCAAAAUCGCAAUUAGCCAGAGCCCACGGUGUUCCCCAUGGGUGUGGGAAUGCAGGAGAUGGGGGGGGUCUAUGACCCCCAGCACAGGGACCCAGCUUCUGCCCCCUGACUAUUCUGGGGAGCCAUAGACCCUCAGGGGCCAAAGAAGCGCCCACUUAGCAAUGGGAAGUCCCAACCUCAUCGUUUCGCAGAAGAGGGAGCUAGGCCAGAGCAGAAACGGGCCACAAGUUACUUGCCUAAUGCCCCACAUCAAGUCAGGUCCAGAGCCCAGAGCUGGACCAAGGCCCAGGGUCCUCCAUCCCCAACAGCCCCUCCUGUUGUCCUUUUGCCAAGGUCCACCUGUCGCCCUGAAGCUGCUCCCACGGGCCUCUGCAUCGUGGGCCACCUUCCUUCGUGAGUUCUGCGUGGGUCGCUGUGUAUCCUCGCAUCCGGGUCUGCUCAGCACCCUGGCCCCGCCACUGCAGAGCCCCCGCCACUACGCCUUUGCCCAGGAGUACGCACCCUGUGGAGACCUCAGUGGAAUGUUGGAGGACAGGGGCCUCCCGGAGCUCCAGCUGAGGCGAGUGGGGGUCCAGUUGGCCGGAGCCCUGGACUUCCUGCAUUCCCGGGGCCUGGUCCACGCUGAUGUCAAGCCGGACAACGUGCUGGUCUUUGACAGAGCCUGCCGCCGUGUAGCCCUGGGGGACUUCGGGCUGACCAGACCAGAGGGCUGCCCCGCCCCAGCCCCACCAGGACCCCUGCCCUCAGCACCUCCCGAGCUCUGCCUCCUGCAGCCUCCGGACACCCUGGCCCUCCGGCCUGAGCUGGACUCCUGGGGGCUGGGCGUGCUCCUCUUCUGUGCCGCCACCGCCUGCUUUCCCUGGUCUGUGGCCCUGGCUCCUGACCCUGGGUUCGAAACGUUUGCUGGCUGGCUGACAGCCUGUCCCCAGCCAGCCCUGCCACCCCAGCCCUGGGCCCAGUUCUCUCUGGCUGCUCAGACCCUCCUCCGGGGGCUGCUUGCCCUCGAGCCAGAGAAGAGGAGCAGUCCAGCAGCUGUGCUGGACUGGGCUGGGGAGCCCUGGGUGGUGGCAGGGGCUGGGGCAGGGGAGGAGAGGGAGGGGGAGGAGGAAGACCAUGGGGGAAGAGGAGAGGAGGAAGGCACUGGUGGGGAAGAGGAGGCCAGCUUAGACGAGGGCUCAGGGGAAGAGGAGGAGCCCGGCUGGGGACAGGACCAUAGGGCCAGCCCAGGGGACUCCCUGACCAAGUGGUGAGGCAGGUGGUCUGGGCUGCAGCCAAGCUCCCCCCCCCACACACCCCACCCACGCACAGGGGCCACCUGGACCGACGAGACAGCUGGUGUGGGGAGUGAGGGGGGAGGUGAGAGGUGACCUUUCUCACCUCCUCCUGAGGCCUGGCCCCAGGUGUCUGGCUCCCUCUCCCUGCCCCCUUCCAGGUGGAUGUUCCCUAGUCCCUGCCUCCCCGGGGCUCCAAUGACUCACUCCCGUCAGGGGCAGGAGUGGGACGCAGGCCCAGAAGCCCUGGCUCCCGGCCUGGGAGGGGGUGGGGUGGGGCUGCCGGGAUUGGAGAUGCCAGGAGGGCACCCUCCGCCCCUCCUCCAAUCCCCCGUUUCCUUCCAGUUCACCCCACACUCGUCCGCAGCCCCCUUCAUCCCCGGUAUGAUUUUAUAGCAGGCCCACACAGGGGAAGUGACUGUGUCAGGGUCACACAGAUCAGAAGGGGGAUAGACCAGAUCAGACAGUAUUUGUCGGGGCCAGGACUAGGCAAGGGGAUGUUGGAGGAGCCUAAGCACGUUUGUCAAAUAAAGGUUCUCUGGCA
Molecule: messenger RNA, 2380 nt
Organism: Vombatus ursinus (common wombat)
Lineage: Eukaryota; Metazoa; Chordata; Mammalia; Diprotodontia; Vombatidae
Gene: SBK3
Product: SH3 domain binding kinase family member 3
Exons: 3
Coding region: 727-1815 (362 amino acids)
Biological process (GO): protein phosphorylation
Molecular function (GO): ATP binding; protein serine/threonine kinase activity
Source: RefSeq, a predicted model, not a curated record